UUAUAACUUUUAAUUUAUUUAAGCAUAACUCGUUCUGCAUCACUUAGGUGCUUCUUUUUAGAGGAUCUUGAUUGAUAUAGUUUAGUGGCACUGAAAUUAACAGAGGAAACUGUUAGUUGAAAGUUUUUUGGUGCAUUUACUAAGUUCUUGUUAAUUGAAUGGAACCCAAUCGGAUGGAGCUAUUUAGUGAAAGAGAUAUGCUAUUCUUGAAAUGAUAAUGAUGGUGAAAAGCUUGUUAUUUUUUUUAAUGGAUGUAAUUGUGUAGCUUACUUUGGGUGCCCAUCAUAAUCCAGGCUAACUGUCAUGCUUUUCUAGCCUUUAGCUAUGGUUUUGAUGUUGCAGGAAUCCCGAAGAUCCUAAAUAUAGUUAGUAAAAUUUACUACUUUUUUAAAUAAUUAUGAUGCAAUUUUUAGUCCAAGUUGUUGAUUAGUUAUGAAUUUGUUUUAAAAAUGCUUGCAGCAAUGUUGUCUGUUGGCGACGAUGAAUUUUGGGAAGGAGUUUCACCUGUGGAGUUUGGAGAUUUACCGGCUCUCCAGGAUGCUGUGACUGUUGUUGGUUAUCCUAUUGGGGGUGACACAAUCUCUGUGACAAGUGGUGUUGUCUCGCGCAUGGAGACACUUUCUUAUGUUCAUGGAUCAACUGAGCUUUUGGGACUGCAGAUAGAUGCUGCCAUAAACUCUGGAAAUUCUGGGGGACCUGCCUUCAGUGAUAAAGGCAAAUGUGUUGGUAUUGCAUUUCAGUCUUUAAAAAAUGAAGAUGUAGAGAAUAUUGGUUAUGUCAUACCCACCCCAGUUAUCAUGCACUUCAUUCAAGAUUAUGAGAGGAAUGGUGCAUAUACAGGAUUCCCAAUCCUUGAGUGAGUGGCAAAAGAUGGAAAAUCCCGAUUACGUGUGUCAAUGGGGAUGAACCUGAUCAGAAGGAAGUCGA
Carica papaya (papaya) is the source of this 927-nucleotide messenger RNA. The record is from RefSeq and is a predicted model, not a curated record. NCBI's taxonomy places the organism in Eukaryota, Viridiplantae, Streptophyta, Magnoliopsida, Brassicales, Caricaceae.